This is a messenger RNA of Dichomitus squalens LYAD-421 SS1, 828 nucleotides long. RefSeq lists its product as uncharacterized. Gene Ontology annotation, molecular function: DNA binding. NCBI's taxonomy places the organism in Eukaryota, Fungi, Basidiomycota, Agaricomycetes, Polyporales, Polyporaceae. The annotation marks the transcript as partial. The record is from RefSeq and is a predicted model, not a curated record. The transcript has 4 exons.
GGGUGGAUCAAGACUGCGAGGGACGCGAUGCUCGUCUUCGAGGCGACCCGUGCAGGCAUCGUUCCACGCGUCACUCGGCGAUUCCACGAGCUGGAGAAGCGGGAGAUCAUCCAGAGCGGUGCAAUCCUUGUUUUCACCGAGGAGGAGAGCGGUAUCAAGAGGUGGACGGAUCCGUACCUGUGGUCGGCGUCGCGCAUGCAGGGAAACUUCUUGAUGUAUCGCGAGAGAGAAGACAGUUGUCCUGAAGCGGACGCUCCCUACCGCUGCUCUGCCAUGACUCCCCUCUCGGACGCCGAUGAUCAGGAAGCAGACAGUGAGCUGGAGUACUACAUCCUUGGGAGCUGGAACAAGGGCAAAGGGUUGAAGAAGGACGGACUCAUGAAGAAGACAACCUCAAUGUCCAUCGAAGACACGACGUACCACCUCGUCUCCUACUAUUACCCUUCUGAUGUCCGCUCUGGAUUGCUUCGGACUCCAUCCUCUAUGCCGGAGCUAGCAUGCUUAGAAAUUAGCCCUGCCAUGAAGCUCGGCUUCUCCCAUACUCGCCAUCUGCACGCAAGCCGUGGAAAGCGGGGAAGGCCACCACGAUCGAGUCGUAGCGGGGAGACUAGUGCACAUAAUCCUGAGGUGCAGGUUUCUCCGACGUCGCACUCCGCCCCUACGUCACCCGUCGAAGUGCCUUCUCUUCCAGAGCGCUCUCUAUAUCGCCAUUCAUCUGCGACGCUUAUUACCACCCCUAACUCGUCUUCUUCACCUUCUCCACGCUCGCGUUUCCAUCCUUACGCUCAUGGAAAUGCUGCAUCCUCUCCCGAACUAACAUUACGAAAC